Pseudozyma hubeiensis SY62 is the source of this 345-nucleotide messenger RNA. RefSeq lists its product as hypothetical. The transcript is spliced from 2 exons. Bases 1 to 345 code for a protein of 114 amino acids. NCBI's taxonomy places the organism in Eukaryota, Fungi, Basidiomycota, Ustilaginomycetes, Ustilaginales, Ustilaginaceae. The record is from RefSeq and is a predicted model, not a curated record.
AUGCAAGGAGAGACGAAAGGCUAUUUGGCCGCUCCGAACAUGCUGCUGUCAAGCAAGAUCCAAAUUCAAAUUCGCCCACUGCCACUGUGCCUGCGACUGUCAUCCGCUUGGCCGCAUCGGAACGCCUCUGAAGGUUGUCGGGAGGAUUACAGCAAUGGACAAAUGUCGAAUGAGCAAGUCUAUGCCUUUUGCAGGAAUGCAGACGACCAUGCGGUGAAGUCACAGAAGAGGAAAAGGACCGCAGGGGUCCACAAGAUCAAAGCUCAUCGCAACGUCAGCGAGGCCUGUCGUCAGUGUCCCGCAAAUUCAGAAGGAAAUUUCCACGGACCUCGAGUUGGUGACUGA